Messenger RNA from Closterium sp. NIES-67, 1897 nucleotides. The record is from the annotation of a GenBank genome assembly. Lineage: Eukaryota; Viridiplantae; Streptophyta; Zygnematophyceae; Desmidiales; Closteriaceae.
CGCUGUUCCGCUGUCGUCGGUAGGACGAGCUAGUCCGUGCUAGUCCGUGCGGCCCCGCGUUCAGGCAACAGCGCGAGGAGUGGAAUUUCUGCUGCUUCCGUCCGGCUCGGACGACUAGGCCGGUUCGAGUCGUUGGUUCGUGUAAUUUCUGUCAUUUGUUUUGGUGUCGUCAGUAGGACGUGUUGACUUUUGAGUCGACUCAAAAGUUGGUUCGUAUAAUUUCUGUCGGCUGUGUGGUGUCGUCAGUAGGAGGUGGUAAUCCCUGCUACGAGAAUGGGUGGAGUGGAGUCCGUGCUGGUUCCGUCCGACUCGGACGACGAUGACGAGCGGCAAGAGCGACGGGAAGCGCGGCGAAGGGAAAAGUACUUCCGCGAAAUGCAGAGGCGACAGCAGCUGCUGCUGCAGCAACAGCAGCAGCAGGCGGCGCAAUUUCACCAGCAGCAGUACGACCAGCAGCAGUACUAUCAACAGCCGAGACAGUUGCACCAGCAUUACCAGCAGCAGGAGCAGCUGCAACAACCCUACCAGCAGCAGUAUGGGGAAGAAUCGUAUUUAAGACCCGGAAUGGAAGGGUACGCGCCGGGUGUAGAAGGCAUCCCGGCAGAAUUAAGAGAGCAUUUUGAUGGCCAAUGGGAUCCUCGCGAAAUCGGGGCUGAAUAUAACGAGUACACCCUCGAACAAACAGCAGGGGGCUCGUUUUCGCCAGCAACUGAUGGAGCAAUUCCGGACGCGAUAGAAGCUGCUCCGUUUGUUGCUGGACAGGCUACACCUCAACCUGAAAUGUUUGGAGAAUACGGAGCAGGGGUUCCGGCUUGGUCUGGCAUCGUUGACAGAUGGGACCCAACCGGGGCUGAUGCAGGCGCGGCUCGGGCUGAGCAGGUUCGGGCCGAACCUGCUCGUCCAGGUUCGGACGGAGGUCAGGAGGAGCUACCCGUGUCUAUGGGUCCCGGCUCCUCCAGCCCUACUAUUGGUGCAGCUAACAGGCAGAGCAAUGUGAUUACGGUAGCAUCCACGUCAGCAGCGGGCCAAGGGAGGGGGGGCACACUGCAUGUCAGCGUGGGAGGAGCAGACGGGUCCACGUGGCCAUCAGCGAUGGGAGGAGUGGAGUACGGUCCUGCUGCUAUCCUAUCCCCGUCUACCAUAGCUGCUGUAGCUGCUGCUAAUGCCAUGGCCAACGCUCCCCCCUGCUCGCCUGAAAGGGCAGGGGGAGAGGGGGAGAAGGGACGACUGGAAAAGGCAGAAGGGAGAGGGACGGGAGGAGCAGGGGGAUGGGAAGGAGGAGGAGGAGGAGGAGGAGGAGGAGGAGGAGGAGGAGGAGGAGGAGGAGGAGGAGGAGGAGGAGGAGGAGGAGGAGGAGGAGGAGGAGGAGGAGGAGGAGGAGGAGGAGGAGGGAAGGAAGGGGAGGGAGAGGGAGAGAGGGUAAGAGAGGAGAGGAAGGAUGAAGCGGAGAAAGGAUGGGUGAAUAGAGUGGUCAAGGCAUCUGGUAGCAGUAAUAGCAGCGGCAGCAGCAGCAGCAGUAGCGGCACUGGUGGUGGUAGAACUGGUAUCAGAAGACCGGGAGGAAAUAAGGAAAAGAGGAGUUAUCAAGCGUUUGAUAGUUCUGCUGGGGAUAAUGGUAGAGAGGAGGUUAAGGGGAGUGUUACAAAGGCGGAUAGUGAUGAUGAUGACGAUGAGGAGAGUCGAAGUUCAAGGGAGCUAGACGAAUCAGAUACAACCGAGGAGGAAUGUGAGGGAGGGAAGAGGAAGAGGAGAAUGGAGUGACUGGAUCUGAGGACUCUGACGGGGCGAGCUUGGGAAAAUCGCAUGAAAAAACUGAGACGGAUAGCAGAGAUGCUUGUAAAGGGGACAGGAUGGAAGGAGAAGAAGAGGAAGACAGGGACGAAGAGAAGGGGCAGGA